Molecule: messenger RNA, 2429 nt
Organism: Ceratosolen solmsi marchali
Lineage: Eukaryota; Metazoa; Arthropoda; Insecta; Hymenoptera; Agaonidae
Product: b(0,+)-type amino acid transporter 1
Exons: 5
Coding region: 490-2220 (576 amino acids)
Biological process (GO): amino acid transmembrane transport
Cellular component (GO): membrane
Molecular function (GO): L-amino acid transmembrane transporter activity
Source: RefSeq, a predicted model, not a curated record
CGCGCUCCAACAACACACGCCUUUCGAGACUACUCGACUCAGUCCAUCCUGACGCGGCCGAUUCGUUGGUCGUUCGUGGUCGUGAGGCGCGUUGAUACAGAGUACCGCUCGGAGCUCCCUGGCCACGCGCACGAUGCUAUCCGCGCAGUAGCCCCGCCGAGGUCAAACAAACGGUAAUCAGACACGUGCCGCGAUCGGCCGCUUGGCUCGACCGCGAUUCUAAGCCAAGGGGCAGAGAGCCACGGGGGAAGGUGUGCGGGUGUGUCUCGUGAUCGCCGAUACAGCGCGUGGCGCCUGGUCGGGCGAGCCCGGGUCGGAGGAGAUCAGCGUCGGGUCGGUCGAGCGCAGCAAUAGAACACCAACGGCGCCGAUAAUCCAGGCAAAGGCAAAGACAACAAACGGCAACUGCUCCUUACAGAUAAGCCGUUGAAGUGUCAUGAGAGGCUGCUUUACAACGAUCCGCCCUUACCGUCGGCCCCGUCUAGAGUCAUGCAUGUCGCGCCCUUUAACCGAGCCAUCUCACAUCAUGGUGAACAACCAGGCCCACAAGGCAAUUCGUCAAUUCAACAGGAAGCAGCCAAAGAGGAGCUUCCUGGGUCGGCCUUGGACCCACCAAAUUUGCGCAUGCGCAAUAAUCACUGGCAAAAAGGUGAAUCGCUUCAAGGAUCCGAAGCGAAUGUCCAACAACAGCAGCAACAACAGCAGCAGCAACAACAGUCUCCAGGAGCUCUGGGGAAUGACGAAGACCGGGGUGGAGGGAGCCGAGGGCUGGAGGGGCAGGACCCAGAGAAGGACGACCCUGUUCACCUCAAGAGACGGGUGGGACUCGUCAGUGGGGUGGCUCUAAUCGUCGGUACCAUGAUCGGUUCGGGAAUAUUCGUAUCGCCGUCCGGUCUCUUGAUUCGAACCGGGAGCGUAGGCAUGAGCUUCGUCGUGUGGACGGGCUGCGGUCUGCUCAGCCUCUGUGGUGCUUUGGCCUACGCCGAGCUCGGCACGAUGAACACGAGCAGCGGUGCCGAGUACGCCUACUUCAUGGACGCCUUUGGCGCGCCGCCGGCGUUCCUCUUCUCCUGGGUCUCCACCCUCGUACUAAAGCCCUCGCAGAUGGCUAUAAUAUGCUUGUCGUUCGCCCAGUACGCCGUCGAGGCUUUCGCCGCCGAGUGCGACCCUCCCCAGGAGAUCGUGAAACUCGUCGCCCUCCUCGCCAUCGUCCUCAUUCUACUCGUCAAUUGUUACAGCGUUAAUCUUGCGACGGGCGUGCAAAACGCCUUUACGGCUGGCAAGCUAUUCGCAAUAUUGGUGAUCGUCGCCGGUGGCUCUUACAAGCUCGUGCAGGGCAAUACCCAGCAUCUGCACAAUGUUUUCGAGAGUGUCGAGGAGACGACGGACGGCGUGGCCAAGACGGUUUUCAACGUCGGCAAACUCGCCACGGCCUUUUAUACGGGUCUCUGGGCAUACGACGGCUGGAAUAAUUUGAACUAUGUCACUGAGGAGAUCAAGGACCCAUCGAGAAAUCUGCCGAGAUCCAUUAUGAUUGGCAUACCGCUGGUCACGUUGUGCUACGCUUUAAUCAACGUCUCGUAUUUGGCAGUCAUGUCGCCUUUAGAAAUGAUCGAUAGCGAGGCUGUCGCCGUGACAUUUGGAAACCGGAUCCUGGGAUUGAUGGCGUGGCUGAUGCCGGUCUCGGUGGCCGUGAGCACCUUCGGCUCGGCCAACGGGACCCUCUUCGCCGCGGGUCGCCUCUGCUUCGCAGCCUCCCGCGAGGGCCACCUCAUGGACUGCCUUAGCUACGUCCACGUGCGCCGCUUCACCCCAGCCCCGGGCCUCAUCUUCCACUCCCUCGUUGCCGGGGCGAUGGUGCUCUCCGGCAGCAUCGACUCCCUCAUCGACUUCUUCUCCUUCACCGCCUGGAUAUUCUACGGCGGGGCGAUGCUUGCAUUGCUGGUCAUGAGGCGCACGCGGCCCGACCAUCCGAGGCCCUACAGAUGCCCCAUUGUGAUACCGGUGCUGGUACUCCUUAUAUCGAUCUACCUGAUCGUCGCGCCUAUCAUCGACAAGCCUCAGAUCGAGUACCUGUACGCGGCCGCUUUCAUAGCCGCUGGCAUGCUCUUCUACCUCCCCUUCGUCAAGUACAGAUACGUGCCCAAGUUCAUGGAAGGCGUAAAUGUUUUUCUCCAAAUGUUACUGGAAGUGGCACCAACCGCUGCUGCUUUCGAUUAGAUCAUCCUCCUAACAAACAACGUACAACGAUAUUAAUAACAAAAUCGUUAUUAUUUUGAUUCUACGUAUUGUUGUUCAGGGCUUUGAAGAUGACAUUAUACAGUUGUAAAAUGAGACAUAUAAAUGCUCUUGAGCAUGCUGAUUUAUUAGAACAGCUAGACAGAUUUUAGAUUUUACAGAGGCAUUAUUUUAUUACUUGUUGUUUAUUG